Anopheles nili is the source of this 972-nucleotide messenger RNA. Its product is annotated as inosine-uridine preferring nucleoside hydrolase-like. The record is from RefSeq and is a predicted model, not a curated record. Lineage: Eukaryota; Metazoa; Arthropoda; Insecta; Diptera; Culicidae. The transcript has a single exon. Gene Ontology annotation, molecular function: hydrolase activity, hydrolyzing N-glycosyl compounds. The coding region runs from base 1 to 972 and encodes 323 amino acids.
AUGGAUGUGAAGAAAGUAAUAAUCGAUGUAGAUGUCGGUACAGACGACGCGUGGGCAUUGGUACUGUUGUUGAACGGUGAAGCCAGGUAUAACUACAAAGUCGUAGCGAUAACCUGCGUGCACGGAAACACUAACGUAGACAAUGUGGUGUCGAAUACGCUGUCCCUUCUGUCGGUAAUGGGACGAACGGAUGUGCCGGUGUUUAAGGGUGUCGACGAGCCGUUGUUGCCGCCUGCCGUGCCACAUGUUGGCGGUAAUUUUCACGGUGAGAACGGAUUCGGUGACAUCCAAUUCGACCAUGAGGUCAACCGAGCACCCUUACAAGAGGAGCACGCGGUUUCAGCGAUUUGUCGCCUGGUGGAAGAACACGCGGGCAAUAUCGAUCUGCUAUUUGUUGGGCCACUGACGAACUUGGCGCUGUGCUUGAAGAUUAAACCGCAGGUGUUCGAUCAGCUGUCGCAUCUUUAUAUUAUGGGAGGUAACCGGAAGGGCAUCGGCAACGUGACGGCUGCUGCUGAGUUCAACUUCCAUAGUGAUCCGGAAGCGGCCUGCAUUGUGCUGCGGAAGAUACAUCGCCCGAUCACGAUUAUGCCGUGGGAAACGUGCGUGUCCCAGUCAGAACAGCUGCCGAUGGCUUGGCGGAUGAAGGACCUCGGAGCGGGCGACUUGUCACCACGUGCUGUGGCCUUGUUGGCAUUGCUAGACGCGAUAGAGCAAAAGGUGUACGGUGAUAGACCACGGUGGAUGCCGUGUGACGCAUUUCUUGUUGCUGCGUACCAGAAACCACCAUGUGCUAAAUACGAUGCACUGUGUCCGGUUGAUGUGGAACUGCAGGGUGCUCUCACACGUGGCCAGAUGGUGUUGAACCGGAGCAAGUCUGGGACAGGCAACGUGCACGUCAUAAGAGAUCUCGAAGAUGGUGCGUUUAAAGAACUAUGCCGAUCAGCGCUUGACGAUUUAUCUUCGAAUUAA